Molecule: messenger RNA, 765 nt
Organism: Lagopus muta (rock ptarmigan)
Lineage: Eukaryota; Metazoa; Chordata; Aves; Galliformes; Phasianidae
Exons: 1
Source: RefSeq, a predicted model, not a curated record
AUGCGGAGAGCGCGGGCGGCCGACCUGCGCCGGGGGGGGCCGCCCCCGUACAUCCCCCCCCCCGCCUACGACGCUCCGCACCGCACCCUGCAGCUCGCCCCCCCCCCAGAGGCCGCGCAGCCCCCUCCCCAAACCCCCCGCGGCCGCGGCUCCGUGCCGGGGGGCUGCAGCCACACGUUGCCCCCGAGCCGCCACCGAGGGGGGGGUCCGAUGGCCCACGUGGGAUGCAGCCCCCCCCCGGCAGUAUCGGGACCCCCCCUGCACUGCCAGACCCUUCCCCGCACCGCGGCCCCCCGGCACAGACCCGUAGGGCGCGGCGGGGGGCGGCGGGGGCCGGGGGGGCACGUCCUCAUCGACGCCACGCGGGUGGUGGUCCGGGCUCAGUACGUGCCCCCCCCGCAGCGCCAUCAGGUGCGUUACGUCGGAGGGGUCUCCGUGCCCGCCACCCCCCCCGGGACCCCGCACGGAGCCCCCGCCUCCCCACCGGCUCUUUCACCCCCUCGUGGCUCCAAGCGGAGCCCGGGGAAGGGGGGGGGGUCCCGGGGUCGGCCCCCCCCGCGGCGGCCGGCGCUCUACAAGCCAGGCGUUGAGGGACGCGGUGUCCCGAAUCCGACGGCACACGGCGCCCGAUUCCGACUCCGAUGCCGAGGGGGGGUCGGGGGGGGGCGGCAGCGGUCGUGCCGCGAUGUCAGCGCCUACAGCAGCAGCAGCAGCAUGGAGAGCCUGGAGGGCCCCCCCCCCGGGGACGGCCAGCCCCAUCCGGGC